Pocillopora verrucosa is the source of this 2325-nucleotide messenger RNA. RefSeq names its product UDP-N-acetylglucosamine transferase subunit ALG13. Lineage: Eukaryota; Metazoa; Cnidaria; Anthozoa; Scleractinia; Pocilloporidae. The record is from RefSeq and is a predicted model, not a curated record. Gene Ontology annotation, biological process: dolichol-linked oligosaccharide biosynthetic process. Gene Ontology annotation, molecular function: hexosyltransferase activity.
AGCAAAUAUGGCGGACGCUAGGAAAGUAUUUGUCACUGUGGGAACAACGAGUUUUGAUCGCUUAAUUGAAACAGUCUCUAGCAAAGCAUUUCUUGAGCUGUUUGAAAAACUAGGCUAUGGUUCUGUCGUUCUACAAAUAGGAAGAGGUGUUUUUGAACCAGAUAUCAUAGAUAAGAAGAAUUUAUCAAUGCAAUACUACCGAUAUAAAGAUUCAAUAGCAGAAGAUAUACAAAGCGCUUCACUUGUGAUCAGUCAUGCUGGGGCUGGAAGUGUUUUAGAAACUUUACAAGCAGGCCGACCACUAAUUGUUGUAAUAAAUGAACUUCUGAUGGAUAAUCACCAGUUGGAGUUAGCAAGUCAACUUGCUGAAGAUGGUCAUUUAUCUUAUGCUACCUGUGGCACUCUAGAAUCGAUCAUUAGAGAACAGAAUUUUUCCAAACUGAAGCACUUUCCUUCUGGCAAACCUGAAUUGUUUUCGAUGUUCUUGGACAAGGUCAUGGGAUUUGAUGAUUCCUGACAAAGUGCUUCCAUGGAAAAUACCCAGUGGCACUGUGAAAACCAAUUAAUGGUUUCUCUAGGAAUUGAUGCUUGUAAUGAUUGAAUCAGUUGUGAGUUGUUGUCCAUUGCCACUUGAAGGAAUUGAAGAAAAUGUUCGACAAUUUUUAAAAACAUGUUUUGACAGUUCCUCUUUCAUCUUCAGUUCUGAUUGAUACAAAAUACAAAGUUGAAUUUAAAGUGUAUAACAAAAUGCUUAUUGGACAAAACACAAUAGAAACAAAACAAUGUAACUAUACAAUUACAAGGAAAGUUUGAAAUUAACAUGAUAAAGUUGAUAAUUAAGUGUAGGUUGCUCUCAUUCAACUUUGUACUUUGUAUAAAUCAGAACUGAAGAUGGCAGAAGAACUGUCAAAACGCAUUUUAAAAAUUGUUGUUUAUUUUCUUAAAUUUGUGACAUAUCUGCUGCUUUCCAGACCACUUGAAGGAACAUUUGAAAAUCACACCAAUUUCCUUAAACGUUUUUUAAUGUCAUAAAAUACAGAAUAUAACUAGGAGUGAUAAGCUGAUAAGGUAUUAUGAUAUUCAUGACAAAAAGCUGUAAAAGUACUGUGUUUAAUAACAUAGCUCAAGGAUAUUACAUAGUGGAAUGGAAAAGACAAGGGUUGUCUCGUUGAGAAGGAAAAGCAUUGAGCUUAUUUGACAAAUGAGCCUAAAAUGGUCUGAUAAGAAGCAAGUUUAUUACUGAUCCCAAUCUGUUUGUGUUUUCCAGUUUUGUGUGGUGUAUGAUGAUAAAUUUUGCAUUUACUAUUGACACAGUUACAAAUGAUGCUUUUUUUUGUAAAGCUGCUUUGGACAGAGAGAGAUGUAUACUUUCAGAUAAAAUGUGUGUCAUGGUUACAGUUCUUACAGUAAACUACACCCACCUGGGGAUUUCCUUGUUUUGCUCAGUCCCCUCACUUCACUGGGUGGUGGUGAGGCUGGGGACCGGUCAUUAUUUUUUGGGUUCAACAUUAACUUCACAAACACACACUUUGAGUGGAGCUACUGCAUUUAAUGAUUAUACAAGUAGGAUAUCAACAUAUUCUUGACCAAACUUUGUUACACGAUUUCUGAUAUUAACUAAACCUCUGCAAUUCUAAGAGUUAGGAAACGUUUACGUAUCCGUUCAUAUCUAAUUGCGCAGAUAACCCAAACCAAAGACUACGCACGUGAACAGAAUGAGAAUGCUGACUUGAACUCCUGCGGAUGAGUUACAGAGGUCUUCAGUGCAGCACUUCAUGUGACAUUUGACAUUUUUAACCCCAGAAGAUUUUAUAUUUUUACACAUUAGAUCAUUCUGGUCUGUACACUGCGCGGCAGUAGUGCAGCCUUUUCCGUAAGUCUUGACUGUUUGUGAAUUGAUAUCAUAGAAGAUUUCUCCUCUGUAGCAUCGAUCAAAUCCAGAAGUGCAGUCCACUUUUUCGUUUUCAGAGCAGUCAUCAAACGACUCAGAGCUGGCACAGUUGUAGCAUCUCAGCCCAAAAACUGUAUCAAACAAAUGAAAUCAAGAAGGAUCAACACGUAUCUCAGCGUUAUUGGGGGAGAAAGGGAAACGUUUUUCCCCUAGCCAAUGUCAAUUAAUCUUGUUCACAAAGUAACGAAUGAAGAACAGGGAAUGAUGAAUGGAAAGUAAAGGGUUAUUUCAUGCUGUUUGUUUGACAGAUGACGACCACAAACUUUAAAACGCCCGUAUAGAGUUGUCGCUCUGCUUUUUAAACCUUAUUUUUCAUAGGCGCUCUCGUUGCCAUCGCCAGCUUGUUUGGUUUAGUUUCCUGAGUAUUUAAACAA